AUGAAUUUUGAAGUACCUAGUAUUCCAAAUCCAUUUGGUAAUAAUGGAUUAAUGGGUAUUAAUGCACAACAACAACAAUUAACUUCACCACAAUAUCCAAAAGCAAAGGUAGAAGCAUCAACCAAAAAGAAUUCAAAAGAUGGACAGUUUCAUCCAACAUCACCAGGUUUGAUGAGAAAAUCUUCUCCGUUGAUUGGAUCACCACUCGGUUCAUCAAUGAAUACACAUCACCAUAAUAAUCUACUCUCACAAAAACCAGGAUCGAAAAUCGUUUUCUCUCAAUACCUAGAGAUCGUAGAACAAGAGUGUAUAUCUGUUGAGAAUGUUAUUUUAAAUAAUAGAAAUUCCAACGUUCAUAUCGUUGUCAAAAACACAUCAUUCGUCCUGAAAAUUCGUAGUCUCGAUUUGAGUGCCAUCAAUUUCACCAGUUGUCAUGUCAAAGCCGGUCUCUAUUACGCCAACGAACCAAUGAAAGAGGUCAGCUUCAUCCAGACCCCACCAAUUACCUACGUCGGUAGCAGUUGCCCAGCCGGUGAAUACUUUACCAUUGAUAUAAAGAUUUCCAUACUCUCCAGUCAGCAUCAAGGCAAUAUGUUCUACGUAAUGCUGCACGCGAUUGACUCUGGCAACAAGAAUGCCUCGCACUACUAUCUAUCCCAUCCAAUCAGAGUUGUCUCCAAAGUCGACCAUAUUAAAAAAGAUCCAAACGGAUCCUGUGAAAAGAAACAAACAUUCAUUGAUAUUUUAACAGACCGUUUGAAUACCCUCGAAUCCAUACACGUAGGACAAUCUAAUAUUCUUUGUUCAAUGUUAAAGCAACGUGGUUUACCAGCCUCUGAAUACUCUUACAGCGAGUUGGAUCCACUGGACAUCAACAGUACUACAAGCUCUCCACCUUCGUCACCGUUUGUUCUUAGUGCUGAGGGUACACCAAUCGCAAAUGGCAGUUCUAAAUUACACCAUAAAAAACUGAAACAACAACAACAACAACAACAACAACAACAAGAGGAAGGAAAAUCAAGUAAUAAAAAGAAGGCCGAACAAUUCCUAGAUAGUUUUAAUAAUGUAAUAAGAGUAUAUAAGAAAGAGAAUCUCGAUAGCAAGAAGUUGAAUUUCCUAGAGAAUCUUACCAAUGAUGAAAGAAAUAUAUUAAGCGAUCUCCUCGAUUCAUUUACAUUCGAUGAUCCAAUCGUAAAGAACCAUCAAUCAAAUUCACAGUCGUCAUCAACCUCCUCAUCUUUCAACCUGUCAUCGUUCAACGUUGGUGAAGAAUACAAUUGUCAAUGCACCGAUUGUCCUUAUCGAAAACAAGCAGAACAAUUGAUACUACUCUCUCCCAUCAUGUCAUUCCACUCUCCCAUUCAAGUUCUAACACCAUCCACUCCGAGAUCACCAUCUGAAACACCUCUAACCAAUGGAAAUAACUCGACAACGCUUGGCGAUGAUAUUGAAAUAAUAGAAACAAUUACCACAUCUUUAGAAUAA
Messenger RNA from Heterostelium album PN500, 1485 nucleotides. RefSeq names its product putative transcriptional regulator. Bases 1 to 1485 code for a protein of 494 amino acids. The transcript has a single exon. NCBI's taxonomy places the organism in Eukaryota, Evosea, Eumycetozoa, Acytosteliales, Acytosteliaceae. The record is from RefSeq and is a predicted model, not a curated record.